UGGGAAACAGACAGUGACGAAAGGUAUCCAUCCAUCCUAAAAUCUCCAUUCCACGUCGCAGGUGUGACAGAUUUCCAUCACUGCUAAAGUGAAGGGAGUGAACGUGAUCAAGAGCAUGUUUGAAACCAGGAUGUGCAUGUACUGGAACGCUGUUCCCGUUCUCGGGGUGAUCCAGAUCCUGGUGGGGCUGUUGAACAUCGGACUCGGUCCGGGACGAACCAGCAUGCAUCCUGGAGAUUUGGCCAACCUGGGAGCUGCUUACUGGCUUGGAGCUGUGGACAUCAUAACUGGAAUCGUCUCGAUUAUCGCCAACUGUUGUUACUUUGUUUUCUUGCUCAUCUUUGCUGUGACUGUGAACAUAAUCAGCUCCAUCUACGCCAUCAUUGGCAUUGUGCUGUAUGCUUUGGACCUCAGGGAUGCUUCAUUCAUCCAGAUGUGCCCCCAGAGCCAACCCAGCGAUCAGUCUGACAGUGAAUGCCGGUUUAUGGCAUACGUGGCUCAGAGCCUGGUGGUGGACAUGGACAUCACUUUGAUCUUCCUGACCGUUCUCCAGCUGAGUGUCUCCAUUGCUCUCACAGCGUUGGGCAUCAUGGCCCUGUGCGGCAGAUGGAAGCGAAAAGGGCUCAGGGAUGCUGAGGUCCACCAGCCAAUCCUGAAGGAAGUCCUGAAAACUGAUUUUUGGAUCCUUCAAGAAAUAUAUGAACACAAUCGAAUCAAACUGCUGCACAAAGAUGUCACCGCUUCAGUCCACUCUGAUCUGACAGGAAAUAUAUCUGAAAAUAGACCGUAG
Molecule: messenger RNA, 790 nt
Organism: Archocentrus centrarchus (flier cichlid)
Lineage: Eukaryota; Metazoa; Chordata; Actinopteri; Cichliformes; Cichlidae
Exons: 8
Coding region: 116-790 (224 amino acids)
Cellular component (GO): membrane
Source: RefSeq, a predicted model, not a curated record